Temnothorax curvispinosus is the source of this 883-nucleotide messenger RNA. RefSeq lists its product as uncharacterized. The record is from RefSeq and is a predicted model, not a curated record. NCBI's taxonomy places the organism in Eukaryota, Metazoa, Arthropoda, Insecta, Hymenoptera, Formicidae. The coding region runs from base 74 to 511 and encodes 145 amino acids. The transcript is spliced from 4 exons.
UUUAACUCAACCUACAGAUGCGAUAAGCACCAUCUCGUAUUGAGGCUUCAGCCGUGCCGAAUCGAUUUCCAUCAUGCCAGCCUACAGAUGGGUAAGCCGUACCAGCGGUCAAUCGAUGCCAGAAAACGUGGUCGCCGGCGGUCGUGACGUUGACGGAAGCACACUUUACGUCGGUAGAGCUUUCCAUGAGGGCGACAUGAUUCCGGCAAAAAUAAGUUUUGACAAGGGUGUCGCCUACGUUUGUCACAAUGGCGAGGAACAUCCCAAAGACAGUUACGAGGUCCUUUGCCAAGGGGAAUUCGCAUGGGAGUUCUGCAGCAACGGUGAGGUGCCAGCGGAUGCGGUAAUCGCCGGUCAAACCGCGGACGGAGAACCUCUGUAUGUUGGCCGUGUCCUCCAUAGUGGAUCUCAAUCGCUUGGCAAGGUACAACCGAGUCACGGAUGCCUCUACAUUCCGUUCGACGGCGAGGAGCUGUCGUUCAAGGAUUACGAAGUACUCGUCAUACAUUAACUCGAUUGCGGAUGGCCGAUGAUUGAAGAUGUAAUACGCAUUUUAUACACGACCGUAUAGUUAAUUGAGUCAAGCAAAACAACCUCCAAACAAGCUGCUGCAGUAAGAACUGAAUGAAAAAUUAUUGAACAAAAUGCUCCGUUUUUCUAAAUAUUUGUAAAAAUUCAUUGAAAUAAAACGAUGAAAAAAUAAUCUUAAAUAUUCAUUUUUAAUUAUUUCUAACGAACAGUACGUAAGUAACUUGUAUCGAGGCUAUAAUCGGGUAAUUUGUAUUGCUUAUUUAUCUUAUUGUUAAUGGUAUGACAUCGUUACAUAAAUUAAAUAUAUAAGUACACGAAUAAUCUUCAUUCUGAUGCACUAAAAAUAUCACAU